Molecule: messenger RNA, 7100 nt
Organism: Bombyx mori (domestic silkworm)
Lineage: Eukaryota; Metazoa; Arthropoda; Insecta; Lepidoptera; Bombycidae
Product: fatty acid synthase
Exons: 40
Coding region: 73-7011 (2312 amino acids)
Biological process (GO): fatty acid biosynthetic process
Molecular function (GO): oxidoreductase activity; fatty acid synthase activity
Source: RefSeq, a predicted model, not a curated record
CAUUGAUAUGACUGUACAAUAUUAUCAUUAAUUGCAACGGAGGCACGUUUCCAUCAAAAUUAGGAAUUUGCAAUGGAUUUAGAAGUCCAUAAAGUACACGAUGAAGAAAAAACUUUGAAAGGGGAUGAAGUUGUUAUUAGUGGGAUGUCAGGAGCGUUUCCUAAUUCGGAUAGUGUCGCAGAUUUCAUGCAUAAUUUAUAUAGUAAGGUUGACAUGAUCUCAGAUAACCCACGCUGGGCUCUGAAGAGCGCAGAUAUACCAAAGCAUUUGGGAAAAAUUAAUGGUGUGGAGAAAUUCGAUGCUCAGUUCUUUAAGAUUGGGUACCAAUUGGCCUGCGUAUUAGAACCACUAUCCAAAAAACUUCUAGAGCAUACUUAUGGAGCAAUUUUUGACUCGGGAACAAAUCUGACAUCAAUUAAAGGAAAGAAAAUCGGAGUGUUUAUUGGCACAUCUUUCGCUGAUGUCGGACCAGUUCUCAUGUUUGAGAUUUCAAAUCGAAGCGCUUUCGUAGUAAAUGGGGCCAGCAAAGCGAUGUUUGCGAACCGAAUAUCGUAUUGGAUGGAUGCCAAAGGACCGUCGUUCGGACUGGACUGCUCUUGUGCCAGCUCCGCGGUGUGCCUGGAACAGGCCUACAGGAGCAUGAAGUUAGAUGAAUGUGAAGCGGCUGUGGUCGGCGGAUGCAGCUUCUGUCUGGAUCCCAUACUUUCUGGGAACAUGAGGAGUGCCGGUCUACUAUGCUUAGAUGGAAAGACAAAAUGUUUUGACAAGCACGGCGAUGGGUAUGUGAGAGCCGAAGCUAUGAGUGUUAUUUUUCUUCAAAAAGCAAAGGAUGCGAAAAGAAUAUAUGCAGAAGUAUACCAUGCAAAGAGCUCGUAUAACUUGAGGCCGGAUGCUGAAUUUCUCCCGCUGCGAACGCCGGAAAACAUACAACGAUUUCUCGAAGGAUUUUAUUCUGAAAUUGACAUCAAGCCUACACAAGUGGAAUACGUUGAAGCUCAUGGUGCAGGUAUCGCACAAGCCGACGCUAAUGAGAUCACAGCAAUUAACAAAGUAUUUGUCGACGAUAAACCGGUUAAGAUCGGCAGCGUCAAGUCUAACAUGGGACACGCAGAUGCUGCUUCGGGUAUCUGCGGUAUCACUAAGCUAUGCCUCGCGUACCAUCAAGGAAAACUUGCCCCAAAUUUACAUUACAAUGAACCUCAAGACCUGCCGGCUAUUAGAGAUGGAAGAGUUCAAGUAGUAACGGAGCCCACACCUUUCAGUCGAGGUUACACGGCACUUAACAACUUUUCUUACAACGGAGUUGAUUGUCAUCUUCUAUUAAAAGGACAUUUUAAAGAAAAGAUUCAACACAAAUACAGAUCCAAUAUUCCUUACCUGGUUCUCAUAUCGGGAAGGCAAGAUGAAAGCGUUCAGAAAGUUAUAGAUCUUCUCAAAAAGCAUCCUUUGGAUCCGGAACAAAUAGCAUUACUACACGGUGCUUACGAAAAUGAUAUCUUCGGACAUGCUAGUCGAGGCUACGCAAUAUUAGAAUCAAAUGCUCAGAACGAGGUUGUUCCACUGAAAGAAAGUGUUGAAUAUUAUGCCGGAAACAAAAGGCCUGUUUGGUUUGUGUUCAGCGGUAUGGGUUCUCAAUGGACGGGAAUGGGUGCCGAUUUCAUGAAAAUAAACACUUUUGCUGCAGCCAUUGAAAAAUGUCAAAAAGCUUUAGAGCCAAAGGGCAUAGAUGUUAUCAAAAUUAUAACUGAAGAAGAUAAAAGUUUGUUAGAAAAUACACUGAAUUCGUUCGUUGGUAUAGGAGCCGUUCAAGCCGGCCUCAUUGAUGUCAUUAAAGAACUGGGCAUUGUCCCGGAUCACAUAGUUGGUCACAGCUUGGGAGAAAUGGCCUGCUCAUACUAUGACGGAUCUCUUACGAUUGAAGAAUUUAUGUUGACAACGUACACUCGAGGCUUAGUGUGUACCCAAUCGCCGCUCAUCGAUGGAUCUAUGGCCGCCGUUGGACUUGGAUAUCAAAGCAUUGCCAGACAAUGUCCACCAGAAAUAGAUAUUGCCUGUCACAACAGUUUCGAAUCUACUACAAUAUCAGGACCGGCGGAAGUUACAAAAUUAUUCGUUGAUGAUCUAAAAAAACGUGGUAUUUUUGCAAAAGAAGUCCCAUGUGGAAACGUUGCCUUCCAUUCCAGAUAUAUUGCCUUGGCAGGACAAGCACUUUUAGAUGCCUUGAAGAAAAUUAUUAAAGAACCUAAGCCUCGUAACGAGAAAUGGUUGUCCACGUCCGUGCCACAACACAAAUGGCACGAAUUAUCGGCAAAGUAUUCUUCUCCUGAAUACCAUACCAAUAACAUGCUAAGUCCAGUUCUUUUCGAAGAAGUCACAAGGUUAAUACCAGACAAUGCUAUUGUAAUAGAAAUAGCGCCUCACGGACUUCUCCAAGCCAUUCUUAAGAGAUCUUUGCAGAACUGUUUGCAUAUUCCACUGACAAAACGCGGAACGAAUGACAGUGUUCAAUUUUUGUUGGAUGCGUUUGGCAAGAUGUUUGAAGCAGGUUUAAAUCCGAAAAUUGAGAAGUUGUAUCCUAAGAUAGAGUUUCCAGUUUCGACUCAAACUCCUCUUUUGUCCAAUUUAAUUGAAUGGGAACACAGUGAGGAUUGGCUCCAUUUGUUUUCCGGUUCCGGAGUAAAAUGCACGGCAAUCGCUCGAGAUGUUGUCAUUUCUUUUUACAACGAUGAUUACAACUUUUUGAAAGGACAUUUGAGGAAUGGACUAAACAUAUUACCUGAAGCUGAAAUAUUAGUUCUGGUUUGGGAAACAAUGGCCAUGUACAAGAAUAUGGAUUACAGAUACCUUUCUGUGAUGUUUAAAGACGUACAUUUUCAUAGGGAAGUCGAGAUUAAGCGUGAUAUCCCGUUAAGAUUAUCUAUAAGUAUAACGAAAGGAAACAAUAGAUUUGAGGUCAUUCACGAAGACGCGAUAGUGGUAUGUGGAAUUUUUGAUGAGAGCGUCAUUAUGAAAUCCGACCAUGGUAUAGAUGAAACCAAAUUUAACAAAGACGAAAUUUUACUUAAUACUGAAGAUAUUUACCAGAUUCUAGAGCUACGAGGACACUGCUAUACAGGUGAACACAAAUCUAUAGCAUCAACGAACUUAGAACGGAAUAAGGCGAUAGUGCGGUGGAACAAUAAUUGGGCCUUAUAUCUGGAUUCACUCAUACAACUGAACAUAUUGGCUAAUGAACACGAGGGCUUGUCAGUACCGAAAUUUAUUGGAAAAAUAGCAAUCAGUGUGUCUGAACAUGAAAAAGCGAUGCAAAAAGUCAAUAAUUUAACUGAUGGUCAUGUAGCCAACAUUAUCGAUACAUUUGAUGUGACAAGGUGUGCAGGAGUUGAGAUAGACCGUUUAAUUUUCACCGAGAAAGCAGUCAUUAACAAAGAGGCAGACGGCCUACAAAUAUUAUCAUUCUGUCCACAAUAUCCAACCGAGGAAAUUAGUUUACAGCGAGCUAUCAAUGUGGUUUUAAAGAUAGUAGCAGAAAAUUCGUCUUCAAAAAAAAUUAAAAUAAUUAAAUCAGCCUCCUUAAGUAUCGAUGCAUCUGAUACUAUUGAGAAAAUAAUUCAGACUGAACCGAUGGAGGUAGAAGUUGUUACAGCAAACAUCGACAAUUUUCACAAAAAGAGUAAUGGCAUUAAUGAUGAACUAGCUGAAGUCAACUUAGUGAUUAUUGAUAAUAUUUUGAAUGAUAAACAGAAGUUAGCAAAAAUACACGAAACAAUCUCAAAGGAUACAUUCAUAUUGACAUUCGAAGCGAAUGUACAAAAAAAUAAUCUAAUUAAGAAUUAUUUUAACAUAAUAACGUGCAUGUCAAGUGAAAAUGGAAUAUGUAUACUUCUGAAGAGAAUUCCUCUAGAACGAGUUCAGCGUACAUGUAUACCAAUUAACUAUAAAACAUAUAAAGAACAUUUGCUGUACGUGUAUGAAGAAUUGAAAAGGACAAGCGUAGUCUUGGUAUCAGAGGGACAAAGCCUUUGCGGUAUUUCAGGACUGGUAAAAAAAUUAAGAAGAGAUGGGCAUAAAAAUAUAUCUGCCAUGAUUAUAGAGGAUACUGAUGCACCAAAGUUUAACCCUGACCAUCCAUUUUACAAAAGUCAGUUGGAUUUGGAUUUAGCUGCCAAUGUUUUAAGAAAGCGGCAAUGGGGAGGCUACUACUACAUACCAAGUCAGAUGUCAGCAAGCGUUCGUAACAUGACCCUAAUGAGCAAACAGCCUGGCAGCAUUGAUGGGUUGACGUGGGUUGAAGCUCCAGCUACAACAGAUGGUGCUGAACAUGUUCAGGUUUGGUACGCAGGGCUGUCACUAAAAGAUUGCCAGAAGGCUAUUAGUUGUGAGAAUAACAACAGAUCGUAUUUCGGAAUGGACUUCAGUGGCUAUAAUUCAAAAGGGGAGAAAAUAAUGGGUUUGGUACGCGAAGGGUCGUUGUCUAGUUCAGUGGAAGCUGAUCCAGAUCUAACGUGGUCAGUACCUGAACACUGGACGCUUGAAGAGGCAGCCACCGUUCCCCUAGCGUACCUUCAUGCCUUCUAUUGCUUGGAACUAAGGUGCGAUAUUUCUAGUGGAAAAACAGUAUUCAUCACAGGAGGGGCUGGGGCUCUAGGACAAGCAGUCAUCUCCAUAUGCCUGGCUAUGAACUGUCCUAUUUAUACAACCGUGAGAGAUAUUCAUAAGAAAAACUUUUUAUUAAAGCUGUUCCCUGAACUUCCAGAAAGUCACAUUGGAAUUUCCCACCUUGAAGCUUUAUAUAGCAUGCUCAUAUUUAAUUCUGAGAAUAAACUUUGCGAUAUAAUUAUAAAUUCAGACAGUGGUCAUCUACGAGAGUGCUUGUUGAAAUGUGUCAAGGCGAGUGGCACAUUUUUGGACAUAAGCAAAUCAGACAUGAACGAAAACAAAGAUUUCUGCAUGGGGUUUAUUCGAGGCAACAGAUCGUAUAAGGCUGCUGAUUUAUCUAACAUUUUUAAGCCCGAAUUCAUUGAAGACAAAAAGAUUUUACGAAACAUGAUAGCUCAAGGUAUUGCAAAAGGUAUUGUUAAGCCCUUAACUAGAGUUGUAUAUCCAACUAUAGCAAUUACGAAAGCCUUUAAACUUUUAUCAUCGAGUAAACACAAAGGAAAGGUUUUAGUUCAAAUGAAGGACCCCAGCUUCAAAAUUGAACACAACAUCCCUCCAAGAAUGAAAUAUUUACCAAAUGCAGUUUAUAUAGUCGUCUGUGAUGAUAGCUAUUUGGGUAUUGAGUUUACUGAUGAUAUUAUCAAAAAGGGAGCCAGAAAAGUCACGGUCAAUAUGAAUAAUGAAAUAUCUGGAUAUGUUUAUUCAAAAUUAAUGUCUUGGAAGAAGCAUGCUGCAGCAGUCAACAUUACUUCAUAUUGCUUAAAUACCAAAGAAGGAUGUACUCAACUGCUUAAGGAUAGUGCCAAAAUCGGACAAGUAAAAGGAGUAUACAUAGUUAGUGAUUCAGAAAGAAGGGAAAAAGAAAACAAUAUUGAAUUACUCGUGUCUAAUAUGGACGUUGUUUCCAGAAGUAUUUGUAAUGGACUAAGUAAUUUCGUGUUGAUCUCGAAGUAUUCCCAAAGUGACACUUACGAAUAUCAAAUGGGAACCGUUGAGAAAAUAUUUGAAGCGCGAAAUGAAAUGGCCCUAACAAGUCUAGUUGUACGCUACGACGGACUGGACACAUUCACAGAUGUUUCCCAAAACACGACUGAGAUACACAGGUCGACAUUAUUUGAUGCAGUGGAAAAGAGCAUCAGAUUAAACCAUCAAAACGUAUACGUCUACAAAUUGAGAAACAAAAAACCUUCGGACUACCAUCAGAUGAUCUCUAAAAUACUUGGCAUAAAAACUUUGGAUGGUGCUGAUGAUACACACUUGAUAAGUGACUUCAAAUUGAAUGAAAUCAGUCUGACGGAGAUGAAAAAUUUAAUAAUGAAUUAUUUUAAAGUUGACUUUCCUGUUGAACAAAUACUGUCAAUGAGUCUUGAAAGUUUAAAAGAUCUUGGUAAAAACAAAAAAAAACCGGACAUCAAUUUCAAUAGUGGAUUAGGAGCUUUCAUUGCAUGUGUCGACGAUGAAGAGACACAUGUUACUAUGCCACAUAAUAUUGUUUCUAUGAAGACAUUGCUUAAUAAGAGUAUUGAGAGUGAUAUCGACCCCGAAAAUACCUUCAUAACCUUGAUCCCAGGGUUCGAAGGUCGUCACCAAAUAUUCGAAACUCUAGCUGAAACAUUAAAAGUUAAAGCAGUUGCCGUGCAUUUGAGUUCAGUCAUAACUAUGGAUAGUAUACCACAAAUGGCUGUAGAAAUUCGUAAGCUGAUGAAAAUGAAAUUCAAAGUGAAACCAAAGUUCCACCUACUUGGGUAUUCGUUUGGAGUUAAUAUUACUUUGGAAUUAGCUGCAAUUUUGGAAAAAGAAGGCCACAUCGGAACUGUUUACUGUUUAGAUAGCAGCCCGGAUGCAUUACGAGAUCAAUUAGAAGCCUACCUGGGCAAUCCAGACGAAAAGGAACUCCAAAACUACAUAAUAAACUACAUAUACCAACUACUUACUAACCAGAAUAGCCAAUUAGAAAAUACCCUAUCAACACUAGAUACUUGGGAAGAAAAACUCCAUAUCAGCACAAAAGAAAUCAAAAAAUAUUCGAGCUUUUCUUACGAAUACAUAAGGGCUAUUGUUGAUGGUGCGUACAAAAGAAUUGAACUUGCUAAAAAUUACAAGCCUGAUAUAAUUUUGGAAUCCGAAUUGGUUCUCAUUAAAGGAGUACCUCAUCCAUCUUCAAGAUUAUUACCCGAUGAUUACAAUUUGUCGAAGUACAGCAGUAAGCCUGUGAAAGUAUACCAAAUCGAUACUGACCAUUCGCUGGCCACUUAUGAUUGUAGAGUUUCUAAUAUUAUCAAUUCUCUUCUUGAAAAUACUCUACUAGAAGAUUACAAGAAAAAUGAUCUUUGCGAUGUAUACAUGACUUGAAUCUAAACUCUAGCCAGGAAGAUUUAGGAAUUAAGAUAUGGCCACAUUUAUAAAAUAAAAAAAAUUCUAUUAAAAGUAAUUAUUAUCAA